Messenger RNA from Penicillium samsonianum, 1263 nucleotides. RefSeq lists its product as uncharacterized. The transcript has a single exon. The record is from RefSeq and is a predicted model, not a curated record. Lineage: Eukaryota; Fungi; Ascomycota; Eurotiomycetes; Eurotiales; Aspergillaceae. The coding region runs from base 1 to 1263 and encodes 420 amino acids.
AUGUCUUGCCAUCUGCGCGAAAUUUCUGAAGAUUUUGUGGCUUCCCAUGAUACCGGAUUGUCCACCGAUGUUCGUUUGGCCAGAGCCACUGAAAAAAUCCUGGCAGUUACAGAGGCCCUAGCAAAAGACGAAGACAUACUGCGACGGACCCUGAGCGUGCGUUCCAUCGUAUCAAGCUCUUCAAGCUUCCCAGAGCGUAUGCAGCGAGCGAAAUUCCUUCAAGAUCCUGCAUUUGUUGUGAUCGGCCGAGGAACAUGCGGCACGAUCUUUGAGAUUCCUGGAACAGAGUCUGCGUACAAAAAAGGCAGUGAUAAGGACUCCCUGUGGAACGAUGCAAAUCUGACCAACACUGCCUGCCGUGCAGUGAUAGAGACCAAGACUUGUCUUCAGGAAAUAUUUCCAAAUACCUCAAUCCCUCGUGUGCCUAUAGUCACUGGAUGGAUCAGUGAGAAUGACUUACAGAACUGGUGGCGAGAGAACUUGUCACAAUUCCCCGAUGAUACUGAGAUUGGAUAUCUUUUCCAAGUCCAGCGGAUCUUGCCGCUUCCUAGGCCCUCCCGUGAAGCUCUCAUUCGCCUCUAUUUCCCGAAGAAAAUGCACCAUUCUGCAUACGAAGACCCGGAUAAUAAAGCAUGUCUUGUACGACCAUACCUUGGACAGCGAAGAGGAGAGUGGGAAUAUUCUCGUCCAGCACUCAGCCUUCAGAACUUUCCUCUUUAUCUCGAUCAGAUAGAGGAACUCCAGUUAGAAGCUGUCCAAUUUUCUGAAGAGAUGGCUAUUGGGCUGGCGAUCAUCCACUGGAAGGCUCACUUGGAAGGGAUGGACAUGGAAUUCGUACUCGGUAGCGCGACAACAAAUGGAGAACUUCCGACCGUGGUUGAGAACUUCAAGACGGUCAAGCCAUUUGAUAUCCCUGCUGGAGAUUUUAAAAGACGGCAGGUGCAUCUCUGGAUGCUCGAUUUUGAUAAGGCUGACCAGCUUGACUUGAAGGAGAGCUGGAAGUCUUGCUGCGAUAAGAUGGUCACUGCUGUGACAGCGAACGACCCCUAUUUCCCCAACCCAGCAGCCAUAGGAACUCUCGAACACAAGUUAUGGGAUACAUUUGAGCGCGCCUAUCUUCUUGCUGCGUCUAAUCUUCUACUUACACAGAAGGGGUUUCCAAAGAAAGCGAUUGAAUACCCGGCGCUAUUUUUGAAAGCAUGGAAGAAGAGAGCUACAGAACUGGCAAAGGACACGGAGGGUGAUUUUGUGGAGUUCGGGUAA